AACUCCCCAAGACAGGAAAGAAUAAAGUCUAAAGGAGUAGUCCAAACCACGGACGUGUAUAGAUACCUGUUCGUGGUCCAAACAAUUCAUAUCAUACAAAAUGGGGACUGGAUCGUCUAUGCAACUUCAGGAAGAAGAAAUAGAGGAGAUCAAAGCAGAAACAGGAUUUUCAAAGAAUCAGAUAUUGAGGCUGUACAGCAGAUUUACAAGUUUAGACAAAUCCAACAAUGGUUGUCUCAGGCGUGAAGAUUUUCUUCGAAUACCUGAGCUUGCAAUAAAUCCACUUGGAGAUAGGAUUGUGCAUUCUUUCUUUGCUGAAGGCAAUGAUGGUGAAACAAUAAACUUCAGACAGUUUAUGCGGGUGCUUGCCAGGUUCAGACCAUUGAAGAAGAAUAUUGAGAAGAACACGAUGAAUAACAGAGAUGAGAAACUAAGAUUUGCUUUCAAGAUGUAUGAUCUGGAUGGUGAUGACAAGAUUUCCAGAGAUGAGCUAGUGCAAGUUUUACACAUGAUGGUGGGCGCUAACAUAUCUGAGGAGCAGCUGGGCAGCAUUGCUGACAGGACAAUCAAAGAGGUGGACUUGGACAAAGAUGACUUCAUAUCAUUUGAAGAGUUUGUUAAGGCCAUGACAAAAGUGGAUGUGGAAUCCAAAAUGAGCAUUCGUUUUCUCCACUAAACAUAAGCAUCUAAGGAACACAAGACUGGUGACUGUGAUUAUCAGUGGAAAAGCUUUUAUUGUAGUAACAUUCUCCCAAAGGAACAGUGUUCACUUUAAUGACGGGUUAAACGUGCUAUUUUUGCAGGAUAGUAUGUCUUUACAGCUUUACAAGCAUACCAAACAAGCUUUCUGACAAACCAAGAAUAUAUCAAAUUUUUAUUUCUUAUUGAUUUGAAUAAAUUAAUGUAACAAAGGGCAAAAUUUACAUGCUUGCUUAUAUCCACUGCAAAAUGUUUAUGCUGCUCUUAUCUGCUUCAACAAUAGCUUUUUGUGGAUCACAAAGUCAGUAUAUGAAUAGUCUUAAAGCCUUCAGAUAAAAGUGAAGUCUUUUGCUUUUGGGGGCAUCAUAUUCACACUAGCUUUAAUGCCAUGGUUGUUAGUUUCUAUUUUUCAUCUUAAGUGUCUAAAGUUUAACAUUAGAAAGACCAAGAGGGCAGGAGUAACUUGGUUAAAACUCUUCAUAAUAGAACAAAAGUGCCACCUCUUUGGGGCCUGAUCAUCAGAUUUUUUUUAUAAAGCCCUAGACUACAACUAAAACUUAAAAGGCCACAGGUUCUCUCCAGAAACAACAGAACUAUAGUCUGGCAUUUGUUAUUUUGCGGUGAAUACAGUGUUGUCUAAGAUAUGGGAAAACAAUCUUAUCUAGUCAGUUGGCAGUCUAGUUCUUUCUCAUGGAAUGAGUAAAUGAUGUAUCUAUCAUAGAUUCAUGAGCUGCAAACUAUGUUAGAGAAAAUUUUUGCAAAAUUAAUUCCCUACCCAGAAAAAAAAAUUGCAAUGCAGGCAUCCUCACUGGUUUAAAAUAAAUAAAGUCUUAUAUUCUGGUUACUUCUCCCAGUCUGUAUUUACGUUUUUUUCCUACUAUUUAUCAAAAUAUAUUAAAAAAAAACCAAAGGAACUGCAUUUUUUUAAGUUAAUGAAAGGAAAACUUACAAAUUAGUUACUUUAUUGUAACUAUACAUGGAGUCCCCCCAUACAUUAUCUCUCAUUAAGUAUAAGUGCAUGAAAAGCUUUAGUACAAACAAGCUUCAUCCUAUAUAAAGAAUCAGUUUGGAUUUUGGACUGUUCUUUGCACUUAAUGCACAUCUAAAAAAGGUAAUAUUUUAGUAGUCUUUUUUUUCAUCUUGGUACACCAUCUUUUCUUCCCGCUUUUCCACUUGCAUUUCUCUGUGCUGCCUUUUCUUUGUAUUGCAAGAUUCAUUCAAGGUUUUCUGUCAUAUUGAGGAAUCGAAUGGGUAGGGACAUUCCAGAAAACUCUCAAACACCAAAUGAAAGCAAGAAUGAUAGAUGUGGGAUCUGUAGCUUUUCAUUAUAAUUACCAAAAGCUUUCUUUAAACAUUUGUGUGUUGUGUAUGUGACACUGUAUGUUUUCUCAAAGUUAUGUUUAUGCAUAUGACUUUUUUUCUUGUGGCUUUACAUCCAGAUUUAAAAAAAUGUAUGAGAGGCAAAAUUUUGAUCUUAUUAACACAUGACUAAGAAAUUGUUAAAAAAAAAAUCAACUGAUUUUUGUGGCAAUAUUGCAUUUUUCUGAGCAUGUGAAACCACAGAUUUCUAUUGGUCAGCAAUGCUCAUGAAUGAUUAUUUUAUAUUCUUACUCUGUUAACCAUUUAUUACAUCUUAUUUCAGUAUCUUUAUGCAUGCAUUAAAUAUUUUUCCUGUUCAUAAAAAUGUCUUCCCUUUGUAGCUUUUAUUUCUGAGUGCUGUUUAUUAUUCCAAUAAUUUAUUUGUGGUAUUCUUUAUAUGACAUCUACAGCUUUUUUGUUCUUGCUUUAAAUCCAUUACUUUUUAUCCCAAAAGAAGUGACCAAAACGAAAAUCUAUAAUAAAAAAGCUCCUUUUAAUAGUAAUAUAUUUGCAACAGCAUAUAAAAUGAAAGUGUUUUUGAGCCACUUUUUUAAUAAUUUAAAAUGUGUCUUAAAGUACAAAUGGUUAAAUUUGAAUAUGUACAGAAAAUGAACUAUUGAAUCUUAUUGUGUGGACUUUUAUAUCUUGAUGUAUAUCAUACAUAAGAAUUGUAUGCCUGUGUCAAAACAUCUUGUAGUGUUUCAGAGUUUGCACACACAGUUAAAAAAAAAAAGUAACCCCCCCCCCUCCAAAAAAAACCCAAAAAACAAAACAAAAGAACUGAUUUAGCAUAAUGAGUUUGGGAGAAAGGAAAAUCAGAAUAACAGAAAAGUGGGCCAUGAUCAGCCAGUCAGUCCUCCCUUGACCAGAACCUGUCAUCGGGUGGGGGGGGGGAGUACAUGGAUAAACGUGGCAGUUGAGAGGACCUGCUCACUAUUGCCCAAAAUAGGCAGGAGUGGCAGGUCCUGUCAGCUGCCACAUCUAUCCAUGUACAAGAUGACCAGUCUAGUCUUUGACGUUCGUGAGCCAGUUCUUUCUUUGGCUAGUGUGGCGUUGACUACCCUCCAAGGUGCCUUGGACAAGGUGUUGAGCAUGAUCACUCCAUAUGAUUAGUAGAACAAUUGUAAUCACAUUGUGCACAAUGCAACAGUUCAAAAAAUUACUGCAUAUAUCAUCAAAAGGUGAGAAUAAAAGUGAAAUGUA
This is a messenger RNA of Pomacea canaliculata, 3261 nucleotides long. RefSeq names its product calcineurin B homologous protein 1-like. The coding region runs from base 101 to 676 and encodes 191 amino acids. The transcript has 7 exons. Gene Ontology annotation, molecular function: calcium ion binding. NCBI's taxonomy places the organism in Eukaryota, Metazoa, Mollusca, Gastropoda, Architaenioglossa, Ampullariidae. The record is from RefSeq and is a predicted model, not a curated record.